AUGGCUACUCCUCCAUCCCCUGAACCUGGCCCGUCAAAUUGGGAUCUCAUAUCUAUGGAGUUAUCCGGAAUGAUGUCUCCCAGCCAUAUAAACUUAUCAGACAUGCCAUGCAUUGAUGCUAUUAUAAGUGAUGCAGAAUUGUAUGGGAUUUUGGCACAGGAUGUGGAUAACUUUCUGGAAGAUUUGGUAAAUGAAAACACAGAAGAUGAAGAAGCCGUUUGUGCUGAAGAUCAGUUAGAACAGGACGUUGAAAAUACAACUGAGGAAGCCCCUACUACCGAUUGGUUCAAUGGAAACCCCUCGAAUAUGGCCGAGAUUCCUUUUACGGGCACACCUGCAAGUGGAAACAACAAAAAAAGCGAUACAUUACAAUACAUGGCGGAAGGCGCCUUAGGGGAGCCAUCAAAGUGCCUGGCGUUGGGCGCCCCAGAGGAGCCACGAAACAUUUGUUCG
Molecule: messenger RNA, 453 nt
Organism: Iphiclides podalirius (scarce swallowtail)
Lineage: Eukaryota; Metazoa; Arthropoda; Insecta; Lepidoptera; Papilionidae
Source: the annotation of a GenBank genome assembly